UUUCUUUUUUCUCGACUCCUCAAAACUCACCGGAAAAAAUUGGACAAAACCGCCGCUCCUGCGAACGACGCCGUUUUCCUUGUAUACUCCAGCUAUCUUCAUCGCAGAGAAACAAUCCAAAACGCCGUCGUUCAAGAAAGGGAGGAAAAAAGGACGACGCCGUUUGGCGCCUCGUCGACUGGUCCAUCUAUCACAGCUUUUUACUACUACUACUUCUACUACCACCACCACCACCAGUUCCCCUGAAGAAAACUUUCAGCCCAGCGACGUCGUUUCCACUCGGGGCCGUCGAACGACCUCGUUUAAUCUGCCCAGGCCAAAGAACGCGGUCGUUUGUCCUUCUCUGAAACUACCGCCGUCCUAGAACUCUCCAGUCCGCUCCCGCCGUUUUCUUCAAUUUGAAACUCUUCCGAAAACGGCGUCGUAGGGGAGCCAUGGUCAGAAACUAGAAGCUAAAUAUAAGAUAACAAAAAGAUUGGGGAGGAUGGGGUCGAUGGGAAAGGUGUUGGGGGUGGGAUUGGUGGUGGGUUGUGCGGUGGCGAUGUGCGUGGUGGCUGGGACGAUGGUCGGAAAGCGAGUAAAGAGCCGGAGGCGAUGGAGGAAGGUCGUGAAAAUUCUAGAAGAAUUCGAAGAAGGCUGCGCCACCCCCGUCGAGAAGCUCCGGCAAGUCGUCGACGCUAUGGCCGUUGAGAUGCACGCCGGACUCGCCUCCGAAGGCGGUAGCAAGCUCAAGAUGCUCCUCACUUUCGUCCAAAAUCUCCCCAAUGGGAGCGAGAGAGGCGUGUACUAUGGUCUGGAUCUUGGUGGUACAAAUUUUAGAGUGUUGCGCGUCCAGCUAGGAGGUCAAAGAUCUGCUAUUCUUGAACCUGGUGUUGAACGACAACCUAUUCCUGAACAUUUAAUGACUAGCACAAGCGAGGUGGCCAAGUUUGAGCUCUUUGAUUUUAUUGCUGCAUCUCUACAGAAAUUUGUUGAGAAAGAAGGAAAUGGUUCUGUGGCUUUGGAAGGCAAAUUAAGGGAACUUGGCUUCACAUUUUCGUUUCCUGUGAAACAGACAUCUGUUUCGUCAGGCAUUUUGAUUAAAUGGACAAAAGGGUUCUCUAUUCAUGACACGGUUGGGAAAGAUGUCUCUGAAUGUCUAAAUCAGGCGCUAGAAAGACGAGGCCUUGAUAUGAGGGUAGCUGUACUAAUUAAUGAUACAGUGGGAACAUUGGCCCUAGGGCAUUAUCAUGAUGAAGACACAGUGGCUGCAGUAAUUAUUGGUACAGGUACCAAUGCUUGUUACCUGGAGCGAUCGGAUGACAUUAUUAAAUGUCAAGGCCUUCUUACAACUUCAGGAGCAAUGGUAGUCAACAUGGAAUGGGGAAAUUUUUGGUCAUCUCACUUGCCUAGAACUUCAUAUGACAUUGAGUUGGAUAGUGAGAGCCCAAACCCAAAUGAUCAGGGAUUUGAGAAAAUGAUAUCAGGAAUGUAUCUUGGAGACAUUGUACGACGAGUUAUUCUUAAGAUGUCUCAGGAGUCGGAUGUUUUUGGAUUAUCAUUUUCGAAGUUGUCGACACCCUUUAUCUUGAGGUCACCCUUGAUUGCUGCUAUGCAUGAGGAUGAUUCCCCUGAUCUGAGGGAGGUAGCCCGAAUUUUAGGAGAGAUUCUAGAGAUCGGUGAUGUCCCUCUGAAAGUACGGAAGCUUGUUGUGAAGGUAUGUGACGUUGUCACUCGUAGAGCUGCUAGGUUGGCAGCUGCUGGUAUUGUUGGAAUAUUGAAGAAAAUGGGUCGGGAUGGAAGUGGCGGCAUUGCGAGUGGGGAAGUUAGGGGUGGAAGCCACAGUAAGAUGAGAAGAACGGUCGUGGCAAUUGAGGGGGCUUUAUAUACAAGUUAUACUCUAUUUAGAGAGUACUUGAACGAUGCCAUCGCAGACAUUUUAGGGGAAGAUAUUUCCUCUCAUGUUGUUCUCAAGGUCAUGGAAGAUGGCUCAGGAAUGGGGGCUGCCGUUCUUGCAGCCGCUUAUUCAUCCUCUGGUCAAGAUACCUUGUAGCUGCUAUGAAUAUAUAGUUGCCACAUACAUAGAUAUAUAUAUAGCUCCUGUAAAUUUUAGGACAUAGUUAACUCAUUCUAGGAGUGAUAGUAAAGGCUAGGCUGUGUAUAUGUCUCAAUUAGUAGACAGUUUAUCACAUAGCUUACCAUUUCAUUAAUUGGAUUUGAGAAUGUUCCAUUCA
This is a messenger RNA of Coffea eugenioides, 2213 nucleotides long. RefSeq names its product hexokinase-3-like. Gene Ontology annotation, cellular component: mitochondrion; cytosol. Gene Ontology annotation, molecular function: ATP binding; glucokinase activity; fructokinase activity. Bases 485 to 2032 code for a protein of 515 amino acids. The transcript is spliced from 9 exons. Gene Ontology annotation, biological process: intracellular glucose homeostasis; glucose 6-phosphate metabolic process; glycolytic process. NCBI's taxonomy places the organism in Eukaryota, Viridiplantae, Streptophyta, Magnoliopsida, Gentianales, Rubiaceae. The record is from RefSeq and is a predicted model, not a curated record.